AUGGCCGCAAGCAACGUCCACCGUUGGCUGCCAUCGUACAUCUCCCUUUCACCCGAGGAUGUCCAACGAUACGCCAAAUUGACGGAAGCUGGGGCCUAUGACCUUGGACCGGCGGAGAGGAGGGAUCCAUGUCGUAACAGGCAGAAGCUCACUUUGGCGAGCAGAGGGCUCAGAAUUGUGAGGCUCUCGAGGACACUCUUCGUCGAGUUGGGAGACAUUUCCGACGUUUACUCCGGAUUCACGAAGUCUCUGCAACCGCUUCCUCUCCUCAUCUGUGGUGUAUACUGCUGCUCUGUAUCCUUCUGCACGGCUGAAUCACCGAAGACCACUUACUUCACUAACUGGCGUCUGGUGCAACUUGAUACGCGGCGUCUGACUGUGAACCAAGGCGAGGAGGACGGGGAUAAGGCCAAUUACUCCCAAGGUGCCUGUGAUGACACCACAUUGAGUAGUGGGACUUCGUCACUGGGAGGUUACGGCUCUGGGAGGUGCGAGUCGAGGCGAAGGCGUAAGAGUAAGCUCAUGGAGCGAAACAAGGACUGGUCGACGGUCGAUAACGCCGCGAGUCUUAUCAGGAUGUCCCCUUCGGAGACAAUACCAACGCAAGCUAUCGGCACAAAUGCUUGGACCGUUGAAGACCAUGUGCAAACAAACGUGAAACACAACGUUAUCGAUGCUAUAAGACUUUCCGAUGGCCUUGGUGUCUCAGUCAAGACGACCCCCAACGACAGCCAGGAGAUUGCUAUCGCGACAUUUGUCUCGUCCCUGAACCUUUUGGAUGACCCGAGCAAUCAUUGCGUCAAGUUGUUAGAAGUGCUGCCUGAUCCGUUGCAUGCGGAUAGAUCGUUGAUGAUUAUGCCGUAUCUACGACCAUUCGACGACCCCGAGUUUGGAGCUAUAGGCGAGGUCGUUGAUUUUGUGAAGCAAACACUCGAAGGAAUUUGCUUUCUUCACAAGCACCGAAUAGCGCACAGGAUUGACCACCCCGUGCGCUACCACCUCAUCGACUUCGGCAUUUCUACGCGUUUCCCCGUAGGAUCAUCCACCUAUGUUACCGGGUUAAAGGGAAGGGACAAGGACGUCCCAGAGCUGUCUGCUGAUGUGCCGUAUGAUGCGAUGAAAGUGGACAUAUUCACACUGGGCAACUUGUACCACAAAGAAUUCGUGCAAAAAUAUCACGGUCUUGAUUUCCUUCAGCCAUUGAUAGGGGCAAUGACGCAACGGCAACCUGAACGACGCCCGGCAGCUGAGGUUGCCCUCGCGAUUUUCGAAGAUAUCAGCUCGCGCCUGAACAGUUCUCUCCUUCGAUGGCGACUGCGGUCUCGUGCCGAGUCGCAGCCAGAGCGCGUGCUCUACGACACUGUAGCUGUGGCACGAGAAGGGAUAUACCACCUGAAACGCCUGGUGACGUGA
Molecule: messenger RNA, 1413 nt
Organism: Postia placenta MAD-698-R-SB12
Lineage: Eukaryota; Fungi; Basidiomycota; Agaricomycetes; Polyporales; Adustoporiaceae
Exons: 11
Coding region: 1-1413 (470 amino acids)
Biological process (GO): protein phosphorylation
Molecular function (GO): protein kinase activity; ATP binding
Source: RefSeq, a predicted model, not a curated record